Molecule: messenger RNA, 1462 nt
Organism: Ostrea edulis (European flat oyster)
Lineage: Eukaryota; Metazoa; Mollusca; Bivalvia; Ostreida; Ostreidae
Exons: 3
Coding region: 182-691 (169 amino acids)
Source: RefSeq, a predicted model, not a curated record
UUCGUCAAUCUCCCGAGUUUCCUUAAGAACUCAAUGAAGUCAUGGAGUAUUUUAAAAAUGUCAGGAGUUAAUUUAUUUUCAUGACAGAUUACACACGUAGAACUUCCAUCACAUCCAUCAACCUGGCUCUGAUAUAACUAUACGAGCAUUUGCUUUGAAAAAAUAAAAUUUUAGAAGAAAAAUGAGGAAUAGCACCCUCCUCUGCCUUGUGUUGGUGUUAGCAGAAUGUGCCGUCGGACUGAGAAUAAGAUACAGAUAUCCCUCACGGGGCCUCUCCUCUGGACCUAGACGAACCUUGAGGGGUUGGCGGUCAAGUAGUUGGUAUGAUGACGUCAUCUACAAUGGACGGAGACGGCCGCAGAGCUUGACCUCCAGAAUUUGGUCUAAUGACAGAGUCCCUUAUCAGAGAUCGUGGUAUUACCCAGAUAACAUUCAUUCAUCAUGGCGAUCUAAAGGCACAGGAACACGUGACCGAUCCACCAUACACAGGAAGUAUGGAUCCUUCGGGGACUACUUACCACUUCCGGUUGGAGAGAAAUUCAAAUCUUCGCCACUGAAAGAUCGUCGAGCCACGAAGCAACCGCUCCCCUCUGGACAUCUUGCACCGGAGAUAGAGCGCUGGGGGAAUGAAGUCAAAGCAAAGGUCCGCUCUGGAUAUUAUGGUUCAAAACCGAUAUUCGAUCAAAUCUAAUUUAUGUUUGUAACCUUUCAUUUCACCCUCUUUCUAACUGAGCUGCACGAUAUGUAUUAUAUUCUUAAGGUUUAUGUAAUUGCUCUUUCCUGCACGUUUUAACUUGACAAUGUAAUUAUGUACCGUUUAGCGUUUUUCCCGCGGGGUGUUAAAUUGGACGUAUUUUAGCGGUUAGAUAGCUUUUUCACUCGCCAAGUAUGCACCCAAUUGUGCAACCAUUUGUUAGAGAGGUAAUUCUUCCUUGUCCGCCAAAAUUUAUUCCACUAAAAUUAUUAGCAUACUUUUGAGCCAACAAAUCGCCAAAUGUUUGACCCGCGGAAAAAAAAAAACCCACGCUAUACAGUACCUACGAAAGCCCAUUGACCUCAUUUUCGUACCUGAAAAAACUAUCGCGUUAGAACGCGUAACUUUCGCGAAUUAAUGCGAAAAUUUCGCAUUAUAAUGCCAAACUUUCGCGAAUUAAAGCGAGACUUUUAGGUUAUAAAGCGUAGAUUUUGCUUAUAAACACGGAUUUAUGGAUUGAAUGCGCUCAAUAUUACAAAUGUAGCUUGAAAUGAUUUGUUCAUUAUAAUGAAUAAAAAUAGCGAUAGACUUGUCCAUGCAGAUGUACUUUGUAAUUUUGUAUAUGCACAUCUCUUGAUAUAAUUUGCCUGCUUCAAGAAGAUCAUCUUAUUGACGUUUGAUUCUGUUGUACAUAUAUUGUGUUAUAUACAUGUAUUAAUUGUCACAUAGGAAAGGUCUUUCUAGCCAAUAAAAUAUGUUAAAACCAUA